GCUCGCCAGAUUAUCUGAGGCAAGGAUUUGCUGAACUAAUGGAGAGUUUGGGUUUGGGGCGCGGGUCCGCCGGCCAGGGGGUUAUUUUGUAGAAAAUGAGAUGACGAUCUAGCCAGUGCAAUUCGUGAAUCUGUCAAUGAUGCUACAUAUUUGGCAGCGGCACUGCGGCGGCAACAGAUAAUCAGUAGACUACUUUAAGCAUAGCCCCGAAUCCCUACAGCCUGACGUCCUAGAGCCGCUACCCCGAUUGUUAAUUCAGAACGCUGUCCCUUGUCAGUAAACAAGGCCAGGACUCUCUUCAUGUCUCCUGCUCUGCGUGCUCGUUCGCCGAAUAUCAUUGACGACAUUGUCAAGCGUCCACCACCGUCUCCUUCCGACAAAGCCCCACCACAGAAGAAGCUAGACGUCAAAUCACGACCUGCCUCGGAGGAGCCAACGCCGAAGGCAGGCUCGCCCAUUACUACACCCAAGGAAAAGAACGACCUGAAGGAGGUUGAGAAGAAGGAGUGCAAGCUCAGUAAACAUGAUGUGAUCGAUAUGGAAGUCUUCGGCCAGAUAAUCGAACUGGAUGAUGGGGACAGCUCAUUUGUAUCGGACAUGGUGACCGACUACCUUGAGCAGGUGGAUUCCACAUUCAAAAAAAUGGAUGACGCCAUGGAAACUGGAGACUUGAAGGGAAUAUCACAGCUAGGGCACUUCCUGAAGGGCUCAUCAGCCGCGCUGGGCGUGAAGCAGGUGUCAUUGACUUGCGAGAAGAUACAGAACACGGCCAAGGGUAAAACCACAGAGAAGACCCUCGAGGAAGUGAUGUCGCUACUAAAACGUGUCAAGGAGGAAUACGGUGCGGCAAAGAUUUGGUUACUGGAGUAUUGCCCGACGUGAUAACGAUCAAUCAAUUACACCUCUCUGCUGAGCUUGCUCACCACCAUACCCAAGAGUUCAGGUUGUAUGAUUUUCACUGUACUCUACCUAUCUAAGUAGUAACUGCCACACUUACGCUUGGCCACAUCCAUCCUUUGUUUUCACUAUCCGCAAUGUUCCACUAUAU
This is a messenger RNA of Suillus clintonianus, 1048 nucleotides long. RefSeq names its product histidine-phosphotransfer domain HPT domain-containing protein. Gene Ontology annotation, molecular function: histidine phosphotransfer kinase activity; protein histidine kinase binding. Lineage: Eukaryota; Fungi; Basidiomycota; Agaricomycetes; Boletales; Suillaceae. The coding region runs from base 301 to 882 and encodes 193 amino acids. The transcript is spliced from 3 exons. Gene Ontology annotation, biological process: phosphorylation; phosphorelay signal transduction system. The record is from RefSeq and is a predicted model, not a curated record. Gene Ontology annotation, cellular component: cytoplasm; nucleus.